GUCGCGUACGUCAUUGCCAACAGAUUCAUUAUUUCCAUCGCAUUCACAUCGUUGAGAAAAAUCGUCGGUUUUAGCGACGUAACAUAUUGCAAAUAAGUGCGAAACAUUGUGAUAAACUUCCUUUAGCAUUAGUUAAUCUAGUUCAAUUUUAAUAAAUUCAAAAUGUUCAUCUUGGACUGGUUCACUGGUGUACUUGGAUUCUUAGGACUAUGGAAGAAGUCAGGCAAACUGCUGUUCUUGGGGCUGGACAACGCCGGCAAGACCACACUGCUGCACAUGCUGAAGGAUGACAGACUGGCGCAGCACGUCCCCACGCUCCAUCCCACGUCGGAGGAGCUGUCAAUAGGCAGCAUGCGGUUCACGACGUUCGACCUGGGCGGGCAUCAGCAGGCGCGGCGAGUGUGGCGCGACUACUUCCCCGCCGUCGACGCCAUCGUCUUCCUCGUCGACGCGUGCGACCGCGCGCGCCUGCCCGAGUCCAAGGCGGAGUUGGACUCUCUGUUGACGGACGAGACGCUGAGCAACUGCCCCGUUCUGAUCCUGGGCAAUAAGAUCGACAAGCCCGGCGCUGCCAGCGAGGAUGAGCUGCGGCAGUUCUUCAACCUCUACCAGCAGACCACUGGCAAGGGCAAGGUGUCCCGGUCGGAGCUGCCCGGGCGGCCGCUGGAGCUGUUCAUGUGCUCGGUGCUGAAGCGGCAGGGCUACGGCGAGGGCUUCCGCUGGCUCGCGCAGUACAUCGACUGAGCGCCGCGCCCCGCGCACCCUCCCCGACCUCACGACACACGUUCACAGGUCCCAGUACGGUUCCACUACAAAUAAAACUAUCAUAUAAAACCUACAUUACAUAAACACUUAGAAAAUCCUAAUUUUAGCAUUACAAUGCACAGUCGAUGCCACAAUUCGCACGCAUAUUUGCUGAACUGAAAUGGAAUUUGAAACUUGAAUAAAAGUAGGUACAUAAGCAUUGAAAUGCAGCUAUAAAUCAUGUUUUAAAUGAAAACCGAAUAUGUAAUUUACAUCGGACCGGAACCGUAUUGAAAACCUGAAUCUUAAUAUGCAAUCUUUACAUAUAGCCAGUUACAGCUGGCGUUUCAGUUCGUGCGUUCUUCGACUAGCAGAGGUUUGGUCAUUUAUACAUAUACAAACAAAGUUUACAUAAUUUUGAGUUGUAAUUCAAUUGAAAAUUAAGCUCGAGUCAGCCCUUUAGUUGCAGGCCGGGCUGAUGUGAGUUGAUCAGGUCCGUAAGAUAUUUGCCAAGUUUUAGUGGCAAUGUUUUAGCGUGUUACACACGGGACUGUUUGCUUUCUUCUCAUACAUGUAUAUCAUGAUAAGAUCCCGUGUGUGUUACGCUGUUUUACUUGGGAAUGCACUCGUUUAUAGCAGUCUGCAGUUGGUCGACGUUCGCCCGGUCGCGGCCCUGGCCGCCCGCCCGUCCUGUCGGCAACCCUGUCUCGCUCACUAGUAUAGCUCCUUGUUAUUUUGAUACGGAAAUGUGUACAUUAUGUACACGAAGUAUACAAAAUGCGACGACACAUCUAAAAAUAUGUAAUAUUCAUGUUGUAAUACUUAGAAUAAGCUCAGUGAAUCGUUAAAGUACUUGGUGAUGGUUUUGAUUUAUCUGUUGACUUGUCUGUAAUCUUAAAUAAUUACGUAUAAAAACAGUACAAAAGAAUUUUAAUUCAUUCGUCUGGUUGCGAGCCAAGCUUUACUAGUUAGCGAGAUGUAUUUAUAUGCUGCUCUAAAAUAUCUCACCUCCAAAUAGCACCUCGAUGUGUUUGUUCUGUGUACGACAUUGACACUGACAUUUUCCGAUUCUGAUGAUGUUUUGAGAUUUUCUCAAGUAUUCUUUAGACUUGCGAAAGUAUCAUAAAGUGUGUCUAUUUAAUAAGGUAAUGGUGCAAGGCAUUAUAGUUUGAUGUUAUGUAUUAUAUCUCGGCCGACUUGAAGUAUUCCGGCGGAGUCGCCUCCGCUAGUAAUAUGUCCUCCAAAGGCAACCUGUGUCCGUCGCAUAUCGACUCAGUGUAUUGUAGUAAGAUACAAUUUUAAUUCAAAUUUGUAAUAUUUAUUUUCUUAUUCUCAUUCCAACUUUAUUGAGUGAUACAUUGAUAAUUUUGACUCUGCUAUGUAUUUAUGAAAUAGUGCUCAUUGUGUUGUAUAUUUCUGAAACGACUUGUUAUAUUUUUGUAAAUUAUUUCAAUCACUUACGUUUUUUUUUCAAUGUGAUCAUCAUGCAUUGUAUGUUCGAAACGGCUAGCCUACGCUGCUGGUGGAUCGCGCCUCGACAAGAUAGUUUUCUAUUUGAAUCGAUUCUAUCAGAUGGUAUAGAUUGAUUUAUCGUAAAUCAUUAUCAGUUUGAAGUGGAAUACUAAAGCACAAACACAUUCAACUUGUAAAUCAUUUUUGUACAGUUUGUAAAUGUGACAAUCAGUACAAGAGUCCAUGUAAACAGAUUGCCAAAUAAAUGUUUCGGUGUAAGGUAGUGGUCGGCGGUCGGCGGUCGGCAGUCGAGCCGUUUCUGUAAUUAGUUGCGAUCAAUGCGCUGGCUUGCCAGCUUAUUAGAUGAUGUUCUUUGGUAUAUUAUUUGCAGUUUAAGUCCAAAAAAAAAGUUUGUAAUAAAAUUUAUAUGAAAUA
Molecule: messenger RNA, 2631 nt
Organism: Pectinophora gossypiella (pink bollworm)
Lineage: Eukaryota; Metazoa; Arthropoda; Insecta; Lepidoptera; Gelechiidae
Gene: Sar1
Product: GTP-binding protein SAR1b
Exons: 6
Coding region: 163-744 (193 amino acids)
Biological process (GO): endoplasmic reticulum to Golgi vesicle-mediated transport; intracellular protein transport; membrane organization
Cellular component (GO): COPII vesicle coat; endoplasmic reticulum exit site
Molecular function (GO): GTP binding; GTPase activity
Source: RefSeq, a predicted model, not a curated record